This is a messenger RNA of Rhipicephalus microplus (southern cattle tick), 925 nucleotides long. RefSeq names its product keratin-associated protein 19-2-like. NCBI's taxonomy places the organism in Eukaryota, Metazoa, Arthropoda, Arachnida, Ixodida, Ixodidae. The record is from RefSeq and is a predicted model, not a curated record.
AUAUACGGGGCCACGCGUUUGAAAAUCGCACUUUUCUGCGGGCAGUCAGAGGGUAGACGCCGAGAACACCGCAACCAUGAAGGCUUUCAUUGCAGUCGCGCUUUUGUCAGUCGCAUCGCUGUCACAUGGUGCACCUGGUGCAAAGCUGAACGUCGGAAGCUUGGGCAGUGGAGCUGGUGCUAGCGGAAGUCUUGGACUCGGCAGUAGCUUAGGAACUGGCGGGCUUGGCGCCGGCGGUUCUUUCAGCGCCAGCGGUCCGUUUGGCAGUGCACCUGGGUUUGGUCCAAGUGGCAGCUCAUCUAGCUUUGUAACGGGCCCUGGAUUGAGCGUUGGAAGUUCUGGAGCAGGAGGUGCAUUCGGCGUUGGAGUUGGUCCCUCUGGUUCAAGCAGGGUCGGCGUUAGUGGUGCCGGACGUCAAUCCGCAUUUGGUGGACAGUUUACUCCUGGCUUUACCGGCUUUGGUUACGGCCCCUCCUACUACUACCCUGGUGGCUACGGAUAUGGCUUCGACGAUUAUGGUCUUGGUGGCUUCGGUGACUUCGGUUACUGGCCUGGAUAUGGAAACUACGGCUAUGGCCCUGGUUAUUUUUAUGGUGGCUUCCCUGUUGGCCCCGGCAGCUGGGGCGUUAGAGGAGCAGGUUCAAGCCAACGUAACUUGCGCUCUCAGGUACGCUCUGCGGGAAGUGGCGCCGGCAGUGCUGCCAGCGCUUCUGCUGCAAGAUCUGCCUCCAGUGCUAGCAGCCAGUAAGCAGCGAAAGGUAUCAGUGACGUAGGAUCUAACACGAAAGUGCCCUCUAUUGGCUGUUGGCUGUCCCGGAUUUCUCAAGAAUAUAAACAGACGAAUAUAGAAUGCAUUCUAAUAUAUUGCGGUGACAAUAUGCGAAUAUUUGAGCAGUAAUAAACAGUCUGUGAAGCUGAAAUCAAA